GGGGGAGGUGCGCGCGCCGAGGUCCGCGUAACUAGCGGGGGCGCGCGCGCGGCGCGGCCUCCCCUCCCCCACCCUCCCUCCACUCCCCUCAGGGCCCGCGGCUCCCCGAGGUGGGCUCUUGCGAGGCCUAGCGGGGGCGGGGCCUGGGGCCGGGCUCGAGCCGGGGCGCCCCUCCCCGCCUCCGCCUCCGCCUCCGCCCUCGCCCAGUGCUCUGGCGGCUCGGGCCUGGUCAACGCGAGCUCGGGGCAGGGUAGCCCGCGCCACCGUCAGGUUGCUAGGAUGAUUAUGCAGAUCUCUCAGAUAUAGGGAAAAAAUUCAGCCACCUCGCCCAGAUUCUGCAAUCCCUACGAGGCUGCAUCUGAAAUACUGAAGAGAAAUAUAAAAGCUGGAAGUAUUUAUCACCAGUAAACCUACACUACUAGAAAGAAAGUCUAAAGGAAGUCAUUCAAGCAGAAGGAAAAUGGCACCAAGUGGAAAUAUGGAUCUACACAAAGAAGUAAAGAACACCAGAAAUAGUAAUUACCUGGGUAAAUAUAUAAGAUUUUUUCUUAUUAUGUAAAUCUCUAAAAGAACUGACUGUCUAACAAUGUGUUGUGGGGUUUAUAGCAUAGUUAUAAGUAAAAUACAUGACAAAAAAAGGUAGGAGCAAAGAAAUGGAAGUGUACAAUUUAAGGCUCUUUUAUGUAAACUGAUAUCACUGGAAAGUACUCUGUAAUUAAAGAUGUAUACUAUAAACACUAAAGCAACUACUAGUAAAACAAGAGUUUAGCUAGUAAGCCAACAAAGAAGAUAAAAUGGAGUAAUAAAAAAUAUUCAGUACAAAAAUAGGCUGAGGGCUUCCCUGGUGGCGCAGUGGUUGAGAGUCCGCCUGCCGACUCUCAACCCAGGGGAUGCGGGUUCGUGCCCCGGUCUGGGAGGAUCCCACAUGCUGCGGAGCAGCUGGGCCCAUGAGCCAUGGCCACUGAGCCUGUGCGUCCGGAGCCUGUGCUCCUCAAUGGGAGACGCCACAGCUGUGAGAGGCCCGCGUACCGCAAAUAGAAAAUAAAUAGCAUUCAUUAAUUACUGUGGUGGUUUUAAUGUAUGUCCAAAAAUUUUUCAGUAUUCCUUUCUCCAGAAAGUGAAGCUCAAUUCUCCUCCCCUUAAGUGUGAGCUAGACUUUGUGAUUCACUUCUACCCAAGAGGGUAUGAAAAGGGAAAAAAAAAAAGUAACUUUGCAGUGGAGAAACAUGGCAGACACCACCUCAACCAAAUGAUCAAGAUUUACAUCAGCAGUAAGUCAUGAUGACACAAUGCACCUCUAACAUGAUGUGAUGGGAAGAGUACUUCACUUUUGUGGUAGACUUCCUCACGAUCCAUAAUCCCAAUCUAAUCAUGAAAAACAUCAACCAAACCCAAAUUGAGGGGCAUUCUACAAAACACCUGAUCAGUGACCUUCAAAAGUGUCAGAGCCAUGGGAAAUAAGGAAAGACUGUGAAACACAGAAAGACAGAUUGGAGGAGACUAAGGGGUCAUGACAACUAAAUGCAAGGUGAUAGUGGAUUGGAUCUUGGAAAAAAGGACAUUCGUGGAAAAACUGGUGAAACCCAAAUAAAGUCUGUUGUUUAACUUAAAAAAAGAAAAGAAAUGGCAAGAUGAUAGACUUAAACUUAACCACGUCAGUCAUUAAAAUGAAAAUAGUCUAAACACCCCAAUUAAAAGGCAGUGAUGGUCAGAUCAGAUUAAAAAACUGUGACCAAAGUAUAUAUGCUGUUUACAAGAAAUACAAAUGAAAUAUAAAGCCACAAUUAGGUUUAAAAGUAAAAGGAUGGGCACCCGCCCCCACAGGGGUGGGGAGACUCAGCCCCUCAGGUGGGCAGAGACCAACCCUCCCGCGGGGACCUGUAGGCCGCCCCUGAGGACUCGCAACAGAGCCCAGUGCAACUCUUGUCCUUGGACUGGGUGCCAUGGACGCCUUUAUCAGCUUCACCAACCAGACCCAGGGCCGGGACCAACUCUUCAGAGCCGCUAAGUAUACAUGCAUGUUGCUUAGAUAUUUGUUAGAGCCUAAAGCUGACAAAGAGGAGGCUGUUAUGAAGCUCAAGAAACUGGAGUCCAGUGUGAGCUCUGGCCGUAAAUGGUUCAGACUAGGCAAUGUGGUACAUGCUGUACAGGCGACUCAGCAGAGCCUUCAUGCCACUGACCUGGUGCCCCGCGUAUGCCUAACAUUAGCCAGCCUGAACCUUGUGAUUUAUUUCAUCUGUGACCCCAUCAUCUUUGUGAGGAGUGCAGGGCUUGCCUCUGGCAUUAACAAAGAGAAAUGGUGAACGUGGGCUGCACGCCAUUACUACUAUUCUCUUCUGCUGAGCCUGGUCAGGGAUCUGUAUGAAAUCUCCCUGCAGAUGGAACAGGUUGCACACGACAGGGCAAAGAGGGAGAAAUCGCCAUCCCAGGAUCGUCUUGGGUAUAGCGUGGCUAAUGAGGAAACAGAAUGGCUCCAGUUCUUUCUUCUUCUCUUAUUCCGAUCUCUGAAGAAACAUCUUCCCUUGCUCCUGGACACAGUGAAGAACUUCUGUGAUAUCUUGAACCCUUUGGACCAGCUGGGGAUCUAUAAGUCCAAUCCAGGCAUCAUAGGCCUUGGAGGUCUCGUGUCCUCUAUAGCAGGCAUCAUCACUGUGGCGUAUCCUCAGAUGAAACUGAAGACCCACUGAGGUGGUUUCGGGCUGAAGACUAGUACCUGCUUUCAAGACAACCUGUUAGUGAAAUGGACAUUUGCACUAGGCACAGCCAUGUCAUGCUGUGCUUACGGACUUAUUCACAUGAGGACUGAGUGACCUGCGAUGUGAACAGAGGGGCCAAGAACGGUGGAGGGGAGAACGUGAAGGCUUAUGUGUUUUCUAGAGCGCUGGAGUGACUUAUGAAUUUCUGAGUAUUUUUCCUUCAUCUAACAUUUAUUGAACAUCUCUUACGUGCAUAUUAGGAACUUACUGGUUGCUGAACGGAUAAAAAUUGAAAGAGAAAAAUUGAAAAAGAUCCAAACUAACAAGUGGACACUAAUAUAAGCGACUUUUGGGCCAUGUGCCUCACUACUUUUGCCCAACUACAGUAGGACUGAUACACACCCUCUCUCAGAUCUAGUAGAGGCCCCUUAUUCUCUGAUCAGUUACCCCACUUCCUCCAUAGCUGCCAGUGCCAGGAUAGAGGAGAGCUGGGCUUAUAGCCUCUUAACUUGACUUUUACAUCACUGUGCUCCUGUCCUUCCUCUGUCCAGUAGUAAAAUCAGAAGUACAUCAGGCACCUUCAUAGUAUAAAUUGUGUCUUUAGGUAAUGCAGUGAGGAAACAAAAAAUCUGAAGCAGAUAGAAAGGACUUGAGGUAAAAAUAAUGUGGUAAGUCACAAUUGAUGCCUGCGGGUUUCCCUGUGACAGAUGAGGAGACUGAGGUUAAAACUGAGGACAGAACUGACUCCCAAUCCAGUGCUUUUUCCGUAUUUCACUGCCUUCCUGAUUGAGUGGAAGUGCAAGACUCUCCAGAAUACUGUGCGAAAAUCCUUUUUUAGAACCUUUCUUGGUCAGUGGUUUAUAUUCUGUUCUACAAAAAUUAAAACUAUAUCUAGAUCUACCAGUAGGAUUGUUUAUUUAAAACCAUAUAACAGUUUGGGCACUUAUGCAUUAAUUUUCAUCAAAAUUUGUGCAGUUGAGAAAUUUCACAAAAACGAUGAAAAUCUACUAUAUUCUACAAUAAAUCAGAGUUCAUAUUUGUAGGGUGGUUGGGGGAGGUAGAGAAGAGCAGUAAGGGGCUAGUGAAGAGGACAGUAGAACGAUGAGUCAAUUCCACUUACUCGUGUUUCUACUUCUCAUCUUGGAUGUUGGGUUCUUAUUUGUGAUUACAGAUCCUCUUAAUUUGAGGCAAGUGAGGUAGAGAAAUAGGGUACCAUCAGGUAAGAGGUCAGUGUCAGUCCUGCCAGUAAAGCCAUCACAUUGAUCCGAACGGAAAUGAGAAAAGAAAUGUGCACUAAGUAAAUUUCCCAUAAAUGUGAUUGAGAUUCUUAAAAAGUAGACUCACGUUCUUGGCUCUCUAUUUUUAAAGUGACCAAUCAAGAUACAGGAUUUGAGAAAGAACAUUUUGGGCAUUUUAAGAGAAAUAAAAGCUGCUAG
Molecule: messenger RNA, 4132 nt
Organism: Orcinus orca (killer whale)
Lineage: Eukaryota; Metazoa; Chordata; Mammalia; Artiodactyla; Delphinidae
Product: peroxisomal membrane protein 11A-like
Exons: 3
Coding region: 2379-2687 (102 amino acids)
Biological process (GO): peroxisome fission; regulation of peroxisome size
Cellular component (GO): peroxisomal membrane
Source: RefSeq, a predicted model, not a curated record